AUGUUAUCUACGGCAUUCUACGAGCCCACUGAGGUCAGAGCUUCAUUUCGCGUUGUUCAUAGAAGGCGACACCUGGCAGUUUUGGUUAUGGAGCUUUUUUCCAGCAUACAUGUGCAUUUCUUAAUGAUGAUUGACAUUGACUUCAAUUCUCUAUUAUUGGACUGGGGCGAGGCAUGUCAGCAGUCAGCGUUGACAGCAUUCAUGUCCACAAGUUUGAUGGCUGGAGCAUUGACGGGAUCUUUUACAGCCGGAUGGCUUGCGGAUACGUAUGGAAGACUACCGGUUUUCGUUGCUCUGCUUGCUCGUUUCACUCAGCACUGGUUUCUUUUCCAUCUCUUUACAUCAGUGAUGGCUUUCGUGGCAUUUCUCGCU
Ostertagia ostertagi is the source of this 372-nucleotide messenger RNA. Lineage: Eukaryota; Metazoa; Nematoda; Chromadorea; Rhabditida; Trichostrongylidae. The record is from the annotation of a GenBank genome assembly.